Molecule: messenger RNA, 3015 nt
Organism: Leptosomus discolor (cuckoo roller)
Lineage: Eukaryota; Metazoa; Chordata; Aves; Leptosomiformes; Leptosomidae
Source: RefSeq, a predicted model, not a curated record
AUGGAGCCGCAGGUGAACCUCCGCGUCACCUGCCGUGGGGAGACCCAAAGUUUCCUGGUGUCAGACUCGGCGCACACGACGUGGGCGGACGUGGAGGCCAUGGUUAAAGUUUCAUUUGACCUGGACAACAUUCAGAUCAAAUACAUUGAUGAGGAUAAUGAUGAGGUCUCUGUGAAUAGCAAAGAGGAAUAUGAAGAAGCUCUGAAGAUUGCAGUUAAACAAGGAAAUGAACUUCAGAUGAAUGUGUAUGAAGAAAACUCUUUUCUGAAAGAAACUUCAUAUUCUUGUUCUUUGCAACCACAUGAAAAACCUGUGACAGAAAAGUUGGCACUUCAUAAAGAUGAGAAGAAACCUGUUUUGUGCUAUUCCAUGCUAGCUCAGGGGUUAGAGGAAGACUUGAAAAAUGAAAAGGAGCUGACAAUGCAGAAAAAGUUAAAUCACAGUAGAACAGGAAGAACAAAUGAAAAUCCUCCGGAAUGGUUUACUAGCUACUUGGAAACAUUCAGGGAACAAGUAGUGAAGGAAACUGUUGAGAAACUGGAGCAGAAGCUGUGCGAGAAGCUUGCUUGUCACAAUCAGCCUCCAGAUUUUUUUGAGAGCUCUAUUACAGCAGCACCUACAAAUUCAGAGAGCCAAUUGGGGAAUGGCAACCAGUGUGACUGGCUGAUCUCCUGCUGCAACUGCCAGGCCCGAAUUGUUGGAGUUCGCUACCAGUGCAGCCUUUGUCCAGCCUACAGUAUCUGUGAGCAGUGUGAGGCAGGAACAUAUGCGCAUGAUCCUAAUCACAUCUUGUUAAAGCUACGAAGACCUGUGCUAUGUAUUGCAGAGAAUUACAGCUUUGCAGAGUUUUCACCUCUCCUGCCUGCUACUCUGGAGCAAGUUAGGCUCCAGAAACAGAUGGACAAAAGAUUUCUGAAGGCAGAAAAGCAAAGAUUACGAGCAGAGAAGAAGCAGCGGAAGGCAGAGGUCCGAGAGCUCAAAAAGCAGCUAAAAUUGCACAGGAAAAUUCAUCUGUGGAACUCUGUCCAUGUAUUGGAAACUAGUGGCUCACCUACUCUGAAAUCUGAGAAUCUCCAACCUAAUACCUUCCUGAGUCCUAGUCAACCCUUCGAAGCAAUUGUCCCAACACUAAGUGCAGCAUUUGUGGAUGAGAAUUUGCCAGAUGGGACUCACUUGCAACCAGGAACAAAGUUUAUCAAACACUGGCGAAUGAAAAAUACUGGCAAUGUGGAAUGGAGCUCAGACACAAAGCUGAAACUUAUGUGGGGAAAUCUGACCUUGGCAUCUUCUGAAAAAAAAGAUGUGUUAGUGCCGUCCCUUCCAUCAGGACAUGUAGGAACUGUUUCAGUUGAGUUUGUAGCUCCUAAUAUAGAAGGAACUUACACAUCUCACUGGAGACUGUCGCACAGAGGGGAACAGUUUGGGCCCAGAAUCUGGUGCAGUAUUGUUGUGGAUCCUUCUCCAGCAACUGACUAUCCAGAAAGCAAUUGGAAGGAUUCUGACUCCUGUCAGAAGGGUGAAGCUUCCAGCACCAAACAGGAUGCUUCCUUAAAGACAGAAGCAGAUGCUCAACUGAUGGGUGAAAUCAUGGAGCAGGCUGAAAUACCUGUGCCUUUAAAGAUCAAAAAUCUGCCAAGUGAGAGAGAAUUUUACAUCCCGUCUGUUGAUCUCCUCACUGCACAGGAUUUGCUGUCGUUUGAGCUGUUGGACAUUAAUAUUGUGCAGGAGUUGGAGCGAGUGCCACACAAUACUCCUGUUGACAUGACUCCAUGCAUGUCCCCUUUGCCACAUGAUAGCCCCUUGCUGGAGAAACCUGGUUUAGGUCAGAUAGAGGAGGAGAACGAGGGGAGUGGAUUUAAACCAGUGCCUGGAAUGACGGAAGCCUGCUUUCCUGCAGAUACUUGCAUAGUGAAAGUGAAGACUGAACAUCCGUUGAACCAGGAGGAAGGGGAGGAAGAUAUGAGUGGGACUCAGUUUGUCUGUGAAACUGUGAUUCGCUCUCUAACGCUGGAUGCUGCACCUGACCAUAAGCCCCCCCAAAAAAAGAAAGUCCUACAGAAUUCUUUACAAACAUUGCAAGAUGCCUUCAGUUGCAAUAUGCUAAAUGAAGAGUCUCCUAGGAUAAGAACUAGUUCUGCUUCCAAAAAGGAAGCAAAGAUUCAUCAGACAGAGGCAGUGACAGAAAAUGACUGUGGGGACCUUCCACUGUCUGAUGAGAGAGCAAGCCCCUGUAGUAAUACUGGCAAUUCUGAUGCGGAGGAAGAUGGUGAUAAAGAUGAUGUUCAAAGUCAAGGCUCCUCUGCUUCGUCGGAGGAUUAUAUCAUUAUUCUCCCUGAGUGCUUUGACACCAGUCGUCCUUUAGGGGAGUCUCUGUAUAGUUCAGCUCUUUCUCAGCCGAGUUUGGAAAAGACAGGAGAACCUCAAACAGAAGCAGAGAAUCCGGAAGGGGGAAGCCAGUCACAGAUUGACAGUGUCACUCAUAUUCUGACAACUUCAAAAACGCUGGCUGUAGUACCACUAACCCCAGAGAUUGAGGACACCUUACCCAAGACAGAAAGGAAUCUUGCAUCUCUUCAGAAUUGUAUCUUCCAAGAACCAACUGUAUCUGCUUCAGAGAAUCUCUCUUCUGUUCCUCAUAAUCAAAUAAGAGAAGAACCCAGUGGCGAAGACAGUCAUGGACCAGGAUCUUCUGGAUUUCUAACUAGUAAACAGAAGUGCUCAGAAUACCCAAGAUACCCUCAAGGAAGCAGCAUUGCAGGAGAACUAGUUAAAGGAGCUCUGUCAGUUGCUGCUUCUGCUUACAAAGCAUUAUUUGCUGGACCACCCAUUAUAGAACAGCAGCCUGCAGCUACAGAAGAGCACACUGCCACUCUUUUAUCCAGUCUGUGUGAGAUGGGAUUCUGUGACAGGCAGUUAAACCUGCGACUGCUGAAGAAACACAACAAUAAUAUGGUUCAAGUGGUAACUGAAUUGCUUCAGAUCAAUAACAGUGACUGGUACAGCAGUAGAUGCUGA